UGACCCCUUCUUAAUAUUUUAGCAAUUCCACCAAACCCUAUAAAUACGUUCCGUCAACGGUGUCACCUUUCCGCCACACCACAUCCCCACGACGCCACAACCACCACCACCACCACCGUCGUAAACCGUUGUGACCGUGGAUGUCGGUGUUAAAACCGUACAAUUUUCCCUCAUUUCCUAUCUAGGUUUCGAAUCAAAUGAUCUGUUAUCGGAGAAACGAUCGGAAGAAUGCCGUCAUUUGCCGUAACUCCGAGAAGCUCUGCUUAUUUCUCUGCUCUCACACAAGAGAUCGAUAAAAAGCUUCAAAAGGCGAUUGCUUCACCGAAUCAGAGACGCGAUUUGUUACAAGCGUUGUUUGCUGAUAUAGCUUUGGAAGUUGAUGAUCGAGCUAGAGACAUAAUUCUUGGCAGAGAAGAUGCAGCUUCUGAUUCAUUAAUAGAAGUAAAGAUUCCCAUAUGCUUUUACGAUGUUCUUGCUGAUCAUUUUUCCUUGGAACCUGAACAUGGGAAACCGAUUCUUGUUUUGAUUGUUCAACUCUGGAGCCAGCCGUUCGCUUCUCAUAUUUUUGCCCUUCUUUUUCACAAAUGGCUAUUUGAAGUUGAACUUGAUAAUUCAGAUGUCCUCCUUCGUUACUCAUCAGCUCUUGUGCAAGGUGCCACAAACGUCUUCUGGAUUGAUAUUCAGACAAACACGACACACUUCCAGAGUCUUUUCUUGUACCUUUUCGAUGAUGUGGCAUUGAUGCCUAUGAGGUUGAAGAAAAUCCCUUUGCAGACACAACGAGAUCUAUUUCUUCUUCUUUCAAGAUUCAUAUUCCUUUAUAAUCAAGUUGACAAGAUCGAAAGCUUUUUAAAGAACUUUCCGGAAUUCCCGAAUGCUUUCUUAAUUGGUGGUCCCGCAGACAUGUUUGUUAUUGAACUAACUGAUCAGCUUCAAAAACUGAAAGUGGAACCAGUGCUGUUACAUUAUCUCUCCCACAUUAAAGUUCUCCAAGGUCUGGAACUGAGAAUGACUACAAGCACUAGACUUAAAACAUGCUUGUACAGCUUCACUUCUCCCGGUGGUCCAAUGUAUCCAACAAGAGCUGUUCGUCAUGCGGCCUGGGAUGCGCUGGAUUUUCUUUUCCCUGUGGGGCGAUAUCCUCGACAUAUCAUUAGUCUAUUUUUCCGGCUAAUGUAUCCAUGGUACUGGCCAUCUUCAUGCUGGAACUUUGUCUUGUCAUGUAUACAAGCUAUACUAUACUCAAUCUUGAGUCGCAUAUUUCCUAGCUUUAAGUCAAGGAACCCGAAACAGUCUUAGCCAUGGCUAACCGAAUUACUCUUCGUGGCUCCAUGUAGCCGGGCUAGCUCGUAUUUUGUGGUAAUUCUUUUUCCAAAAAUGAGAAGGGUUUAUGUACAUGCUUUAAUUUGAAUAUUAUCCUGUAUUUUUGUUCAGUAUACUUUUAGAAGUUUCCAUGGUUAACAAAGUAUAUACAUUAUCUGUUCGUUUGUUUGUUAUAAUCUCAUAUUUGUAAGUGUUAAAUUA
Messenger RNA from Helianthus annuus (common sunflower), 1524 nucleotides. RefSeq lists its product as uncharacterized. The transcript has 11 exons. Lineage: Eukaryota; Viridiplantae; Streptophyta; Magnoliopsida; Asterales; Asteraceae. The record is from RefSeq and is a predicted model, not a curated record. Bases 229 to 1299 code for a protein of 356 amino acids.